Trichomonas vaginalis G3 is the source of this 276-nucleotide messenger RNA. RefSeq lists its product as uncharacterized. The record is from RefSeq and is a predicted model, not a curated record. The transcript has a single exon. Bases 1 to 276 code for a protein of 91 amino acids. NCBI's taxonomy places the organism in Eukaryota, Parabasalia, Trichomonadida, Trichomonadidae.
AUGUCUGCAGAAGAGCGUAUCGCAGAACUUACUGCAAGAGUUGCCACAUUAGAAGCAGCUAUCAAGACAGGUGGAAUUGCACCAGUUGCAACAACAAACGAUGCUGAUUACCCAUUCCUUGCCAAACUUUCUGGUGAUGAUCUUAUUGCUGCUAAAGCCCUUAUUACAGAAAAUGCUACACUUCAUAAACAAGUUGCAGAACUUAAUGAAACACUCGAAGCUAAGAAUUUCCGUAUCAAGCAUAUGAAGGAAGCUCUUGAUAAGUACGUUAAAUAA